CAAAUAUCGCCGUAUUUGUUGUUUGGUUUUCCCGUCUUCGGCUGUCAACGUCAUUGGCAAAAACACGUUAAUUUCCCUUCAUCAUUGCAACUUUUCUUUUUUUCCUUUUGACUUCCCACUCUCGAUCAACAACCUAUGGCUUGACCAAGGCCCCUUUCUGUCGUCCUGCACGGCCUGAAACUACUUUUCAUUCUCGAUCUAUCCUUCAUGUAUCCUUAUAGCUGAAGACUCCCCCCCCACUUCGUAAUGCCGAAACUUGCCGUCGUCCAUUCGCCCCCAUGCGCCAUCCGAACUCUCCUACACACUUCGCCCUCACCUAAAUGCCCGAUUCCUCGUGCCAGCCAUCGCCAGAGCUUCGUCUCUUCUCCCCGGCGGCCGUUGGCCCAGCCUCGUUAUGAAGUACUCGGUGAUACCUGGCUCCCACUAGCCACUCCCACUACGUUCUUCUCGCCGACGGGCUCUCAUGCAUCAUUGAACGGGCUGAAUGGAAACCCCAAUAAUGAUCAUAAGCCACCCGAUGAACGGAUCCUGAAGCUGGGGAAAACUCUCCGAACUUUAUCCCCGCUCCUCCCUACUCUUCUCGUUAAUCCUCUGCCUCCAAACAUCCUUUCACCAAGUGUGACUUUACAUCUGUUCCCGGCAACACAUCCGCAUCUUCCUACGGUAAGAGGUCGAACGCUUUACCGUGCAGCGCUAUGGACAGUCCCUGUGGCGUGGAGCAGCCUUCCGCUGGUCGGAAAUGUCAAGUUGCAGAUCCUGAGCGAGCGCAUCGUCCGUGCAGGAACAGUCCUGGAUCCGGAUCGAUGCAGUGACAGCGACUGUGGCGAUGAACGGUUGGUUAUCCGGUGGAAAACACAAGGGAGAAGCGAGAGCCACUCUGAGACCCCCGUGGCCGACACGACGCCAAACGGGGAUGCUUCAUCGGGGGCGCACGGGCAUCUCUCGUCGUCGAGAAAUGGCAUCAACAAGGGUCUCAGUGUGCUUCUGGGCGGAGAUGCUCCAAUUUUCAAGUUGUCCAAGGAAGAGGAAUUCACGGGACUCUUCAUCUUCUCAUUCGAUGAGGAAGGUCGUAUCUCGACUCACACCAUCGAACAUGCGGACGAUGCAAACGGAUGGGAUCGCACGCCUAAGUUCGUCACUUUGACAGAUUGGCUGAUUGGAAAGGCAAGGGGCUCGCUGGAUCCUUCCACAAACCCCGAGUUGGCCUUCCAGAGCUCCCAACAUUUUGGACUACCCCAGGGCGAAAAAUAUCGCCAUUCCCAUCGCUGACCAUAGCCCAUUAUGGCCAUGGGUAUAACGCUGCUUUGUCAGAGCAGGCUGUUAGAUUAUCUCACGAAGAACUCUCGAUAUAAAACCACAUGGAACCUGGUCUACUGUACAAGCAGUGGCUUUGAAGUUCUGGGUGAUAUUAACAUUAAUAUCCACGUCGACUGGAUUUGUACCAUAUCAGAGUCUAGCUUGUCUCAUCUAUUUGC
Aspergillus wentii DTO 134E9 is the source of this 1475-nucleotide messenger RNA. RefSeq lists its product as uncharacterized. Bases 247 to 1269 code for a protein of 340 amino acids. The record is from RefSeq and is a predicted model, not a curated record. The transcript is spliced from 2 exons. Lineage: Eukaryota; Fungi; Ascomycota; Eurotiomycetes; Eurotiales; Aspergillaceae.